Molecule: messenger RNA, 1749 nt
Organism: Wasmannia auropunctata (little fire ant)
Lineage: Eukaryota; Metazoa; Arthropoda; Insecta; Hymenoptera; Formicidae
Product: AN1-type zinc finger protein 1-like
Exons: 2
Coding region: 20-835 (271 amino acids)
Cellular component (GO): cytoplasm
Molecular function (GO): zinc ion binding
Source: RefSeq, a predicted model, not a curated record
UUGAUAUCCUCUUGUCGCAAUGGAAUUUCCGGAGACCGGCAAACGCUGCUCGGUGAAGGACUGCAAAUUGUUGGACUUCUUGCCGUUCGUGUGCGAGCAUUGUCAGGUCACUUUCUGUAAAGAGCAUUUCAAUACGGACUCGCAUGAGUGUUCGAAAACGGAGAACACGAAAUCUGUCGUGGAACAAUCGGCAACAAGCUUUCUGUGCUCUAAGGAAUCUUGCGAGGACGCAUCCCCGAUCGAGAUGCCUUGUGCCAGCUGUAAGCAGCACUUUUGCGUAGCGCACAGGCAUCACGGAUGCUUGGAGUUGAGCGAAACGGAGAGGACGCAGAAGCUGAAGAAGUGGCAGAUACCAAAGAAACAGUUUGCGGAGGCAAAGGCCAUAGUAGAUCAACAAAUCGCGGACAGUCUGAAGAAAUCCAAGAACACGACAUUGGCAAAUAAGGUACAACUUAUGCGUGUGAAAUGUUCCGCGAUCGGCCCCAAGAACGUACCGACGAGCGAGAGGAGUUACUUCCUCGUACAUUUGCCGCUCACAGUUAAGAACAAACACAUAGGCACGUCGAAGGGCGCCUUCGUCAACAUGCACUGGACGAUCGGCAAGUGUAUAGACUCGAUAGCGGACACGCUUAAGGUACCCAACAACAAUAACACAGCCACCGCGAAUAAGUUAAAGCUCUUCCGCCAUUCCACCGGAGAUCUGAUAUGCAGCACGAUGGAUACACCUUUAGCCAAAUUGUUCGAAGAUACGGCUGUUUUUGACGGGGAGCGAGUUAUCCUGGAAUAUUCGGAUAAUGUACCUGAUAACGUAAUAGAUUCGUCUUUAUAUAAAUAAAUAUAUUGUAUGCAUGUUUUGCGUUGUAAUGAAAUUUAAAAAUAACGGUCCACUAAUCACGCAACUAUUGGAACAGCAUGAUUUUUCUUCAUGCUUGUGAUAUUUUAUACGAUUCUCUCGGCAUAACUUGACUUAUCAAUGGCGAAAGAACACAGCUGUUAGAAUAAUACUUGUUUAUUACAAACUAGAAGGUUUUAUAUAUAUCAGUUUUACAUUUAUUCUUGACAAAGAGACACCUAAAUGCAUUAAACAAAUAAUUUAUACCAGAUUAUUGUCAGACUUGUUUAAAACAAGAGCAACGAUAUUUCGACUUUGGCACUGGACGUUUCUUGUCUCAUAUACAUGAGUUAUGCUAACGCAGCGACAGAUAAAUGUCAAAUUAAUAAUAUCAUGUUCGAAAAACAAAAAUGUGCGCUCAUUCGUGAUUUCGUAAUACAGAUAUGGCAUUGCAUACACUAUAAGUGAAUGAGAAUUACCGUUAAUAAUUAUCAGUAUCGUAAGUUUCAACAGUGCACGUACAUCCACUUAUUUAUAGGAGAACAAUACUUAUUUGUAAUUAUUAAUUACAAAAGGAAAAAAAAAAAGGUAGAAGUAAAAACUGCUUACAUAUGCGUUACCCUAACAAUUAAAGGCGUUUUAAGAAAUCAAAACGGUUCGACCAUUUCAUUUACACCUAACUAGUACGAGCAAAUAAAUUUCUCAAAGAUUCAUUUACAAGGUGACAUUCGUCUCUAAUCACAAAUUCAUUAUGCUCUAACUUACUUAUCUCAAUGGAAGUAACAUAUGCAGAAAGUGUGCACAACGACUAUCUGGCGUUAUCUGAAAUAAGCUCCCUUAUGAAAUAAGCUCCUAUGUCACUUAUUAAUAGUACAUCAGUGUUAACCAUUAAAACAACUUUGUGUCGAUGCUGAAAA